AUGAAGCCUUGUACACCAACCUGUGUGGAUAUGGGUUCUGAGUGUGAUCCCAGCGACCUAGAGAAGUUUCAGACUGUGGUACGGAAGAGGGUGGCAGCCAACGCCCGAGAGAGGAAAAGGAUGCAGGGAUUGAAUACAGCUUUUGACCAGCUACGCAAAGUGGUUCCUCAGUGGGGUCAGGACAAGAAACUUUCCAAGUAUGAAACCUUGCAGAUGGCUCUGAGCUACAUCAUGGCCCUCAACCGCAUCCUGAAUGAUUCUAGAAAAAACAGUGCCUCUCACAGGCAAUGGCUGGAUCUGCAGUAUGACAGCCUGCAAUCUGAGAGCUACCCCUGCAUCGUGACAUACAGCUCACCCAAUGAGAAUGAGUGCAUGUACACAUCCUUCUCCUACCAUCACGAAGAUUUCCAAGUCCUGACUUAG
This is a messenger RNA of Tachysurus vachellii, 423 nucleotides long. RefSeq names its product atonal bHLH transcription factor 7 (gene atoh7). The record is from RefSeq and is a predicted model, not a curated record. Gene Ontology annotation, molecular function: protein dimerization activity. The transcript has a single exon. NCBI's taxonomy places the organism in Eukaryota, Metazoa, Chordata, Actinopteri, Siluriformes, Bagridae. The coding region runs from base 1 to 423 and encodes 140 amino acids.